GUCCCGACGACGACGAGCCCCCCGCCCCGCCCCCGUCCCCCCAUCCCGCGGACCUCCCAAGAUGAUGACCGCCUCAAGACCGCCGUCCGUCAACAGCAUGGGUGCUGACGGCGACCCCUUCUCCGCCCUCCUCAGGCCUCCCGCAUCGGAGACCGACCAUGAGCGCAUCUCCCGCCUGCAGCGCGAGGCAGACGCCAAACGCAUCAGCGACAGCAUCGACGAGGAGAUCAAGGCUGACCGGGAGCGCCUGAGAAAGAGCAGGCAGGACAUCAGACUGCUACUGCUUGGGCAGGCCGAAUCUGGCAAGUCAACGCUCCAGAAGCAGUUCCAACUCCUGUACAACCCGUCCGGUCUCGACGACGAGCGAUUGUCCUGGCGCACGGUCGUCUACUUCAACAUCGCACGUCCCAUCACCCGCAUACUAGAGGCUCUGGAGGCCUUUGGCGACGCAGAGGACGACGACGACGACCUCGCAUCUGAUCGCCCCUUCGGCGUCGCGGACAUGCGUGCACUCUCUGGAAUGCCUGUUCCUAGUACCAGCACCGACUUCACUGCCGACGAGAAGUCUCUGUCCCCAUCCCAACUCAGUCUCGAAAAACAGAUCAGCUCCUUCCGCACACGGCUGGCCCCUCUACUUGCGGCAGAAUCAUCUUUGGCGGAUCGCUUGUCUGGCGGAAUCGACGUGUCUGGUUCCGGAAGAGGCAGCGUCUUCGUCCGUUCUGGAUGGCAAUCGAAGACCCGAGGCUUCACCUUCGGGAGGGCACGUGAGCGCACCAGCAGCGGCGGACGCUUCAGCUUCGCCGCCCGCAACUCGACAGACGACAGGAAGGGGAACGAGUUGGAGCUCCAGGCGCGGAAGGAUGAUACUUCGGAAGAUGCACUCGUGCGCGAAGUCGCGUCAAUUCUCGCCUCCUGCCAGAGAGACAUCAAGGAGCUAUGGGAACUCCCGGCCGUGAGGAAGCUCCGCGAUCGCAGACGUCUCAAGCUCGAGGAAUGGGCGGAAUACUUCCUGAACAACAUUGAGCGUGUCUCGGCUCCUGGUUACCUUCCCACUAUUGAGGACAUCCUCCAUGCGCGCAUCCAGACCAUGGGCGUCGCCGAGCACGUAUUUGAUAUGUCCGUGCACGGUCGGAAUACCCGCUGGCAUCUCUUCGAUGUCGGCGGUGCACGGGGACAACGUCAUACCUGGAUUCCGUACUUCGAUGACGCCACUGCUAUCAUCUUCUUGGCGCCAGUUAGCGCAUUCGACCAGUACCUGGAUGAAGACCCCCGAACGAACAGGAUAGACGACUCACUGCAGCUGUUCAAGCAGAUUUGCUCGAAUCCCCUGCUCAAGCGGGCUCACCUGGUGCUCUUCUUGAACAAGACGGAUGUGUUGAGGGCAAAGAUCAACAACGGCAUCAAGGUCAAUAAAUACAUCACCUCUUACGGUGACCGUGCCAACGAGUACGACACCGUUGUGGCAUACUUCAAGGCACACUUCACCCAGGUUCACCGUCGAACCAACGAGAACAACCGGGUGUUGUUCACUCACCUCACCAGCGCCGUCAACACCAAGGCAAUGCAGAGCAUUAUCACCGACGUCCGCGACUCCAUAUUCCGCGGCUACUUGAAGUCUGCCGCCCUCGUAUGAACCAUCAUAGGCCUCGUUACGUCCGUCCACCAUAACUUUAUUCUGAACGCCUCCCCCGCACCCGGAUUAGGUCGCACGAUCGCACAUGCCUGUCCUGUAUUCUACUAUCAUUACGCUCUUUAAUGUCCGCGACAUAGCUCUCCAGGUCUCCGGCUUCUUGAUACCCCCACCGUCUCGGGUAUCUCCCUACCCAUCGCAUUGGCUCAUCCCACGUCCUCCCCCUCCCUGUGUCUAUGUAUUACAUAUCCUAGA
Trametes versicolor FP-101664 SS1 is the source of this 1885-nucleotide messenger RNA. Its product is annotated as G-protein alpha subunit. The coding region runs from base 62 to 1633 and encodes 523 amino acids. The record is from RefSeq and is a predicted model, not a curated record. Gene Ontology annotation, biological process: adenylate cyclase-modulating G protein-coupled receptor signaling pathway. Lineage: Eukaryota; Fungi; Basidiomycota; Agaricomycetes; Polyporales; Polyporaceae. The transcript has 9 exons. Gene Ontology annotation, cellular component: heterotrimeric G-protein complex. Gene Ontology annotation, molecular function: GTPase activity; G-protein beta/gamma-subunit complex binding; G protein-coupled receptor binding.